Molecule: messenger RNA, 4710 nt
Organism: Aphis gossypii (cotton aphid)
Lineage: Eukaryota; Metazoa; Arthropoda; Insecta; Hemiptera; Aphididae
Exons: 7
Coding region: 1609-4710 (1033 amino acids)
Molecular function (GO): protein dimerization activity
Source: RefSeq, a predicted model, not a curated record
UAUGCCAUUUGAUAGAUAUACUUACAAAUUGUAGUAUAUUUGGUGUCGAAUGUUGGUGAUCGGUGAACAGUUGUAUGUAAUUUAAUAGUUUAACACAGACUAUUUAGAAACACUAUUUAGAAAUAUUGUUGCACUUUAACACUUUCAAUUAAAAUUUAUAAUAUAACAAUUAAUUUGUUUUAGGUUAUGAGCAAACGAGUAAAGUAUACUAUAAAUAUAUGACCGCAUGGUAUAAACAAUGAUUAACACAAAAAUAAUGGAUAUAUUUAUACUAUACGAUCAGUAUUAUAGCUUGAGCAAGCGCAUUUAUGUGAUGAACAUAUCAAUCAGAGUCGAGCAGAGUGAACCGUGUCUAUUAUGUUUUAAAUAACCGUGUUUACACCGCGCUCAAGAACAUUCUGUGAACUAAUCCACGAUGUUAAAAGUGUUAAAACACGCUCACUGAACUGUUAAAUUUCCAUUACACAUUUACUGCACCGUUCAAUGUUGGAAAAUACCGACCAUGAACCAUAAUUUAAUUUAACCACAACACGGUUCACACACGGUGUUUAAAUCGUUGAAAAUACACAGUUAAAAGAAACCGACACUAAACGCUAAAAAUGAUACUCUGGCAGUAACCUUUCCAUGUUCUUACCUUUGAACAUAAAGUCAUUGUCUAAAUUAGAGACUACUGAAUCUAGACAGUUUGAACUAUCAUCUUCAUCAAGUAAAAAUAUUUUGGCAGAGUCGUCUAAUACGAGUAGAUAUUUUGACAUUAUAUCAAUCAACUUUAAUACUGAUAUUGACAUUAAAAAUCACAUGAAAAAUUACUAGCUACUUUUCCUGAGGACUCCUUAGAAUUUUCAAUUCCAACCAGUGUCGGCCUGGCCAGGGCCGCGGGGCCGCGAACGCGUCCGGGGCCCCCGGCCGUAUUUGUGUCGAGGGGCCCCUAUAAUACUAUAAAAUACAUAAAUAUUGGAUAUUGAAUAAUAUUAAUUUUUUUAUAUAUUAUACCAACUUCUGGUGAAUGGGUAUUAAAAUUGGUCAUAUACGUAAGUACUGGAGCUGGUUAUAUUCGUUCGUGGUAUUAAGCGUACGGCAUAGUAAUACUGUAUAUAAAAUUAAUGCGUCUAAUGUCUAAAUUAAGAAUAUUGAUUACUGAAUAAUAUAAUUAUAUGUAGGUAGGUACUAGGUACAUAUCUUUUUUGUAUGUUUGAUAAAAUAUUGGGUGGGUAGACUAAAAAUCUCUGUUCCUUAUGUUAAAAUAGCUCGCCUCGCCAUAUAACUAAAAUAUUAUUAAUUUAUAAUGUUACUAUAUAUUUUAUUAAGAUCAUGAAUUAUAAGCAUAUAUUAUUUUGUUGUCUGUGUGAAUGAUUAUUGUUAUCGUAAAUAAUAAAUAGUUAUCGACAUCCAGACGGAAAAACCAAUGUAUCUACCUAUAUUUAGAACAGUUUUACCGCAACUUUCCGAUUAGAAUGGUGUACUACGUAAUCGUGUGUUCGUUUUGUUUUUAUUAUUUAUAUUGUCAAUUGUCAUUUGUCAUUCAAUAAUCAAUGUGACCAUACAAAAAUAUACCGUGUUGACGCGUAGUCGCCUUCUGUAUUUUCUGUUUCUCUAAUAUCAUAAAUUAUGAAACGCGUUUAUAAGUCAGGUUGUGAAAAGAGGAAUAGGAAAAAUAAACAAUUGCUAUUAGAAGUCGGAUCUUCUUCAAAUCAAACAAAAAUUAAUUUUUUCCCUGUGCCUAAGCAUCAAUUUCGGACAGAAGGUAAGUGUAAUGGAAAAAAAAAUAUAUUUUCAUUAGUUAUUUGUUUGUUAUUUUUUUUUUCUUAUGCAGAAGGCAAUAUUAUCAGAUGUCCAGAAGACACCCAAGACAGUCAAUGUGCUAGUUAUGUUGAAGACAUAAAUGAUAGCAAUGCUAUAAAAUUUUCAAAAAACACUCAAGAAAAUGAAUGUGUUGAUUUUAUUGAAGACACAAAUGAAAACAAUAUUGUUGGAUGUCCAGAAGACACUCAAGAUAGUGAAUGUACUAGUUGUGUUGAAGACAUAUAUGAAAGCAAUGUUAUCAAAUGUCCACAAAACACUCAGGAAAAUGAAUGUGCUAGUUUUAUUGAUGGCGCAAAUGAAAGCAAUAUUAUUGGAUGUCCAGAAGACACUCAAGACAGUGCAUGUACUAGUUAUGUUGAAGACAUAAAUGUUAAUGAAACUUCUGAGCUGAACAUAAAUACUCAAAAUUCACAAUUUUCUCAAGUUUUUAAGGACCCUAUGGUUUGUACAAUUUCAAACUUUAUUCGUCCCUCAGUGAGUGAUUCUGUUACAGCAAAAAAUAUUUUUUUUAACAAGCAUCCGAUACAACCUUAUGUACAAUCAGGAACAGGUAAAGUUGACUUUAAAAGAAUAUACUAUAAACAACUGCCAAAUGGUGACAUUGUUCAGAGAAAAUGGGUGUCAUAUUGUAUCGAUACAAAUUCUUUACAUUGUUCCAAUUGCAUGGCAUAUGGAGUGCAUGGGAAGUAUGGAGAAAUUGAAACUAAAUUUAUAUCUGGUUAUAAAGUGGAUAUAAAAAUUAAUAAAUGUUUAUAUCGUGAUAUAAUAAUCCAUGAAAAUUCUAUUUUCCAUAAUAAUUCUACAAAUACAGCUGUCCGUUUUAAAUUGAAUAAAGAUAUUCAGUCAAUAUUAAAUCGAGAUGUUAUGGCAAAAAGGGCUCAACAAGUAGAAAUCCGAAGACAAAUAUUAAAGCGUUUAAUUGACAUAGUUUUGUUUAUUGGACGACAGGGAAUACCUUAUCGUGGAAAGCAUGAAGCUGCUCAUUCAUUGACUGACAAUAGUUUAAACCAUGGAAACUUUUUAGAGCUUGUUAAACUUGUAGCAAAAUAUGAUACUAUUCUAGGACAACAUGUAGAUAAAUCAGUUACACUAAGUGAAAAAAACAAAAACAAAAAAGGCCGAGGAUGUAUGGUAACUUUUUUAUCAAAACACUUUGUAAAUGAAAAAUUAAUUAAGUCCAUAGGAGCAGCUAUUCAAGGAAAAAUUGUUGAAGAAAUUGUUGAAUGUAAGAAAUUUAGCAUAAUGAUUGAUAGUACUCAAGACGUGAGCACUAUGGACCAGCUUGCAAUUUGUGUUCGUUAUAUUUUUAACGGAAUCGUACAAGAACGGUUACUAAGUUUGGUCAUUUGUAAAGAUUCUAGUGGUAUAGCACUUUUUAAAUUGUUGGAAGAUAAUUUGAAACUUCAUGGUCUAUUACUUGAAGAUAUUGUGGCAUGUUCUUUUGAUGGAGCAGCUAACAUGAAGGGGAUAUAUCAUGGUUUACAAGCAUAUUUAAAGAAAGUCAAUCCAGAUAUUGUAUAUACUCACUGUAUGGGCCAUGUUUUAAAUUUGGUAAUGAGCGAGUCUACAAAUAAUUUACAGUUAGCAGAAGAUUUAUUUGGGUUAAUUGAACAAUCAGCAGUGUUCUUAACCGAUUCUCAUAAGCGAAUGACAACAUGGAUGAAUGUUACAGGAGAAAAACAUUCUGCACAUGGAAAACUCUAUCGUUUACAAAAAAUUGGUGCCACUAGGUGGUGGAGCAAAGAAAAAGCUUUGUCUUCUAUCAUGGAUUUACAAAUGAUUGAAGAUAACGAUGAAGUUGAAAAUAGUAAGUUUGUUACUUUAUUAGAGUUUUUAGUUGCAGUCUGCAAAGGUAACUUUAAUGUUCAGACUAAAUACAUGGCAAAAUCUUUAAUAACUAAUUGGUCAAAAUUUGAAACAAUAUUAAUUGCUAAUUUGUUGCUUGAUAUUUAUGCUGUAACAAGUCCUAUAUCAGUUUAUUUGCAAACUAAAUCUAUUAACUAUUUACAAGCUUGGAAUAUGAUUGAAACUUUACAAAAGAAAAUUGAAAAAAAAAGAAAUGAAAAUUACAUAAACUCUUUGUAUACAAAAUGCAAGUCUUUUGCUGAAAAAAUUAAUUUGUUUUUUGAUGAAGAAGACCUGAUAGAUAUUCAAGAAGAUUUUCCUAUUAAGCGUAUUCCAAAAAAAAAAACAUUAUCUGGAGAAAAGUGUUCAGAUGAAGUUAGAAAUAUAACUCCUUAUUCAAAAUUUAAGUCAAAUGUAUAUUCUGUUUUAGAUACUAUUCUUAAUAGCAUACAAUCACGAUUUUUACCUAAUGAAAUGUUAUUAAAAGAUUUAAAUUGGCUAGAUCCUAAAACAUUUUCUUUUAUUGAUGAACUUGAACAAUUUCCCAAAGACUCAUUGAACACAAUAUGUAAAUUAGCAAAUUUAAACAAAGAUAUCAUUGCAAUUGAGUUAAAGCAGUUUGCUUGCCAGUAUAACAAUUUUAUACAAAAUGUAUCUGAAAAUGAUUUUCAUAAUAAUAAAUCUAAAUUUGUUAACAUAGAUUUUGAUGAAGAUGAAGAUGUUGAAGUUAAACCCACCGAACAAAUUAAAUGUAACAAAUGCACUAAAUGUCUUUACUGUGCAUUCAUUUUGCUCCAAGAGUUAUCAUGUCAAUCUAAUUUAUUUUGUAAUUUGUUCAUAUUAUAUAAAUUUGUAUUGCUAUUACCAUCGACACAGACUACCUGUGAAAGGAUAUUUUCUAAACUAAAAAUAAUUAAAACUAAACUUCGGUCUUCUUUACACCAAGAACAUCUUAAUCCAUUGAUGCUCAUGUCCAUCGAAAAAGAUAUUUUUAUUGACUCAGAUAAAUUAAUUGAUUCAAUUGCUAACUCAUCAAAUCAACUAAAACAAUUACUGAUAUAA